ACUUUUUUCUUCUUCUUAGAUUUGAAAAGUACAUUGCUGGCAAAUAUCUCGGUGAGGUGGUGCGCGUGAUACUUGCGAAGUUGACCAAAGAGGGGCUUUUGUUUGUAGGAGAAUCUACAUCAGUCAGCCUCCUAACACCCGGUAAUCUUACCACCGAUUUGAUAUCGCACAUCGAGCAGGACUCUGUGGAUGGCGGCGUCAGUAAUACGAAGGAGAUCCUUGGGAAAUUCGGGAUCAUUCCGGACGAGGAUGAUAUCAGAAUCGUUCAAUAUGUGUGCGAGGUCGCCUCUAACCGCGCAACUCUUCUAGUGUCGAUAUGUCUUGCGAGUUUGCUAGAUCGUAUCGAUAAGGAACAAGUGACAAUCGCCGUAGAUGGAUCUCUCUACAAGCAUCAUCCUCGAUUAGAAAAUUGGAUGAAGCAGUACAUCUCACUUCUCGCUCCAGGACGAAAGUUCAAAAUAAUCCACGCGGAAGAUGGAAGCGGCAAGGGCGCCGCGCUCGUCUCAGCUAUCGCACAAAGACUCAAGAAGCGGUUACAAUAAUCGCGAAUAAAUUUAAAAAAAUAAACGUCCACCUGUCGUCGCAGUAACUAUUAUCAUGGCGCAACACUACGCGAAUUGCCAAUAGUCAUAGAAAUAUUCUGUCAGCAGGUUCUAAUUCAAUAUUGUGGUAAAUUCCCGUUAUCCACGAAUAUAUUACUCGCAAUAUUUAGAUUGAAUUUUAAUGGAUUGCAUGCGUUUCGAUUAAUAUCAAUUUAGGCAUUGUGAGAUUAUAUCGGGAUAGGUUUGCAUCAACCUUGACGAAACAAAAUGUCAAAAAGAUAGGGAUGUCGAUCGUCUGGCCGACGCGGGAGGCGCGUGCAUUGUUUUAAGGAAAUAAAUGUACGCCUGUGUCAAGUGCGUGGGAGAACGAAUUACCGAGAGAAUAAUACGAAGAAUGAUAUUAUUUAUUAAGUGAAACUGCAAUGGGAACGUAUGCGUCUGAGAGGUGAAAAGUUGUUGCGUAUUGUAAACGUUUGGAAAACGUUCCUUUUUUGUACGAGAGAAAUCAAGUUGUUAUAAUAAAAAGUUAGUGAAACUGCGA
Molecule: messenger RNA, 1083 nt
Organism: Temnothorax curvispinosus
Lineage: Eukaryota; Metazoa; Arthropoda; Insecta; Hymenoptera; Formicidae
Product: hexokinase-like
Exons: 4
Biological process (GO): glucose 6-phosphate metabolic process; intracellular glucose homeostasis; glycolytic process
Cellular component (GO): mitochondrion; cytosol
Molecular function (GO): D-glucose binding; mannokinase activity; glucokinase activity
Source: RefSeq, a predicted model, not a curated record